AUGGCGUCUGGUCAGCCAUUCACUAGUCAGUCUCCCACUUUCACCGUUCCUGCUGAGCAUCUCUUCGCCAAAAUGUGCCAGGAAGCUGUCUGGGAAGCCUUUAUUACUUUUUGGGAUCGACUUCCUGGACAUAAGGAAUAUCGUCACUGGAUGAACAUGUGUGAGGAUGGAAUCAUGAGUAUAUUUGAAAUGGGUACAAAUUUUAGUCAGUCAGUGGAACAUAGAAGCUUAAUCAUGAAGAAAAUGAGUUACACAGCGGAAACUGUAAGCAGCCCUGAAUUGUCUCCAGUUCCUGUCAAGGAUACCGCCACAUUGGGAGGUUCUACACUCAGUGUUCCAUACCUGGGGGUAACUUCCUAUGAAGGUGCCUCAGAGAGGAGCUUGGAGAGACCUGAGGAGAAUAUUAGCAAUGAGAUUGAGAAUGUGACAGAGGAACCCACCAAACCAGCAGCUGAGCAGACUGCGGAAUUCAGCAUCCACCUUUUGGGGAAACAGUACAGGACAGAACUACAAGAUCCCUUCACCUCCUAUCACCAGCAUCUUGUAGAAGAAUUCAUUUCAGAAGUUGAAAAUGCAUUCACUGGGUUACCAGGCUAUAAGAACAUCCAUGUACUUGAAUUCAGAUCCUCCAUGGAAAAUGACAGUGGUGUAGAUGUUCACUACGCAGUUACCUUCAAUGGUGAAGCCAUCAGCAACACCAGCUGGGAUCUAAUUAGCCUUCAUUCUAACAAAGUGGAAAACCAUGGUCUUGUGGAAUUGGAUGAUAAGCCCACUGCUGUUUACACAAUUAGUAACUUCAGAGACUAUAUUGCUGAGACUCUGCACCAGAACUUUUUGUUGGGCAACUCUUCCCUGAAUCUGGAUCCUGAUUCACUUCACCUUAUCAGUGUGAGAGGAGUUUUACUUCCUCAAACUUAUGACCUCGUUUGGAAUACCCAAAGAUCACAUCUUCAGUCAACCACAUCAUUUAUUCUGGAAAAUACCCUUCAAGCUGAAUGGCCCUCAGCAGACGAAUCCACUACCGGCAGUAUUACAUCUCUUGAUUUCAACUCUGGUCCUCCCUCCACUGCUGGUAGGGGGCUCUGGUCAGAAAGCCAUUUGGGUGAUAUAGUAUCUACUCCUAAAUUAGCUUUUCCCUUGAAGGUGGACCUCAGUUCUUCCUCAGAGGUUUUAGGGGUUAGCUGCUUGACUCUUCAUUCUGCCAACCCAGCAGUGCUUCAGAUUGGCUUGUCUGUGCCUUCUGAGAAAAGGACUUCUGGCUCUCAAAUUUUAUUUUUAGGAUUAACCAAUGUUGAAGGGUCAGACGAUUAUCUUUCUGUUGAUCCAUUGCCGUCAAGUCCAUUCACUCAUCAUGUGCUGAAAGGAACAAUACCAUCCAACAAAGAGUCUGAGGUCCUUUUAACAUCCUCACCAUAUCUGGCCUCUCCUGCCACAUUAGAUCUUCUUGCUAAAGAAGUAACCACACCCUCUGGCAUGGACUCUGCUUUGGCUUCUGAAGUCAAAGACCAAUUAGAAGUGACCACUUUGCUGCCAGAUACAUUUGAGAGUGGUUUAGGUUCAGGGUCUAGGCAAAAGGUAGAUCUUAUUACUUGGCCAUGGAGUGGGACUUUAUUAGAGAAGAGGACUGAACCACUAUCCAAGUCAUGGCUUGAAGAUGAAGAUUCAUUUUUGCCAAAUGAGCAUAAACAUGAAAAAGUAGUUACAGAUGACAAAAUGAAUUUAACAGAUCAAAAUUUUGAGUAUUCUUCAAAAGACAGACAAGAUGAUAGAUCCACAAACUUUAUAGACAAUGAGUCUCUUGGUGGGCCUACUGUUCCUCGUUUUGCAGAGACCACAAUCCAAUCUGCAUCUCUAAUUCUUUCCAAAUACACACCAGAGGAACUUGGCAUUGAUUAUUACUCAGUUACCAAAGCACCUCUUCUAUUGACAUCUACAGAGAUCUCUGCUUCUACUGAUAAACCAGAUCAAAUAGACUCUUUCCUAACAGAGGAUAUGGGACAGACUUCAGAGUCAUCCAGCCAUGAAUGGUUUGACAGCGAGGAUUCAACAGUGAAGCUGGACAUGCAAUCUUUGUGGACCAUAUUGCCAGAAUCAGAUGUAGUUUGGGCAAGAACUUUCUUAGGGAAAUUGGUCAAAGACAUAUUGGCAAGUACAACAGAGAGCACUGACAAGCUCUGGUUGAAAGCUUCCAUGACACAGUCUACCAAAUUGCCUCCAACCACAAGCUCCACCCAGCUGGAGGAUGAAGUAAUUAUGGGCGUACAGGAUAUUUCAUUAGAAUUGGACUGGGUAGGCACAGAUUACUAUCAGCCUGAGCUACCCCAGGAGGAAAAUGGCAAGAUUGAUAGUUAUGUGGAAAUGUCUACAAAUGUUCAUUCCACAGAAAUGGCUAUUGUGACUCCACCCACAAGAGGAGAAGACUCAAGUCAUGCAGCAGGAGCUCUGGUGGUUUUCUUCAGCCUCCGAGUGACUAACAUGAUGUUUUCAGAAGAUCUGUUUAAUAAAAAAUCUUUGGAAUAUAAAGCCCUGGAGGAAAGAUUCUUAGAGUUGCUGGUUCCCUAUCUCCAGUCAAAUCUCACAGGAUUCCAAAACUUGGAAAUCCUGAACUUCAGAAAUGGGAGCAUUGUGGUGAAUAGCCGAAUGAAGUUCGCCAAGUCUAUACCUGCAGAUGUCAACAAUGCUGUGUAUAUGAUUCUGGAAGACUUUUGCACUACUGCCUAUCAAACUAUGAAUUUGGAUAUUGAUAAAUAUUCCCUUGAUGUAGAAUCAGGUGAUCAGGCAAAUCCUUGCAAGUUUCAGGCCUGUAAUGACUUUUCGGAGUGUCUGGUGAAUUCCUGGAGUGGAGAAGCAGAGUGCAGAUGCUACCCUGGGUACCUGAGUGUGGAAGAACUGCCCUGUCAGAGUCUCUGUGACCUACAGCCUGACUUCUGCUUGAACGAUGGAAAGUGUGACAUUAUGCCUGGACAUGGGGCCAUUUGUAGAUGCCGGGUGGGCGAGAACUGGUGGUACCGGGGUGAACACUGUGAGGAGUUUGUGUCAGAACCCUUGUUGAUUGGCAUCACCAUCGCAUCUGUGGUUGGACUGCUCCUCGUCUCGUCUGCUGCCUUCCUCAUCCUCAUCAGGACUCUUAAAGCUCAAUAUGCAAGGAGAGAAAGAGAGAUGCCUUUCAGUGGUAGCCUCAGGCAGUCUGACAGCCUCUCAUCGAUAGAGAAUGCCGUGAAUGACAACCCUGUGUAUGGAGGUCAUAGAGCUGGAUAUGAACAGUUUGAAGGACUAUAUCCCCAACAUCCCAGCUCUAACUCUGCUAGCAAAGAAGUGAUGGGUGGUCUGAGUAGGGAAGAAAUCAGACAGAUGUAUGAGAGCAGUCAGCUUUCUAGAGAGCUUCUUUUUUCUUUUGAUUUUCAGGAGAGGAUGAGAAUUUUGGAAUUGUCUGCCAAUGAUCCUGAGUUUGCAGCUUUUGUGAGGGGACAUCAAAUGAUCCUCAUCACACUUGUGUUACAAAAAUGGUUAUUAGUUGAAUAUAGAGGGACUCAGCUGCAGUGUUUUGUGACCCAUCCAAAUAUUCUGAAAGAAUUAAAGCUUCCUUUGAGCUAUGGUUCAUCAAUUCAUGAUGCUUCUGCUUUAGAGAAAGAAAAAUUUGAAAAACUGGUACUUGAGCCUGAUGGGAGAGAAAAGAAAAGAAACAUUUACGACCAGGGAUUCUGGUUUAUACCGCUCCCAGGGGCUGGUAUUCUCUUCUGUGCUAUUCGAAGGUUAUCUUUUAAAGUUAUGCCUAGGUUGAGUUCUGGAUGGAUAUUCUUUCUUAAUGACAUGUUCCAGCAUGUGGCUGCUCAGUUAUGUGUCCUGAGCAUGUGCUACACAUUUUCACAAAUGCUCAAGCAAGCAAGCUUAAUUCCUUAA
Messenger RNA from Chrysochloris asiatica (Cape golden mole), 3900 nucleotides. It is a transcript of the gene IMPG2, whose product is annotated as interphotoreceptor matrix proteoglycan 2. The transcript has 22 exons. Bases 1 to 3900 code for a protein of 1299 amino acids. Gene Ontology annotation, biological process: visual perception. Gene Ontology annotation, molecular function: heparin binding; hyaluronic acid binding. Lineage: Eukaryota; Metazoa; Chordata; Mammalia; Afrosoricida; Chrysochloridae. The record is from RefSeq and is a predicted model, not a curated record.